Molecule: messenger RNA, 1809 nt
Organism: Cryphonectria parasitica EP155
Lineage: Eukaryota; Fungi; Ascomycota; Sordariomycetes; Diaporthales; Cryphonectriaceae
Exons: 2
Coding region: 1-1809 (602 amino acids)
Source: RefSeq, a predicted model, not a curated record
AUGCCUGUUGAAAAGUUGCUGCUCGACCCUCGGAUCGUGCUCAUCGAGGGUCAGCCGUGCAAGGUGCUCGUGAACAUUUACCCCAUCCUGGAGCUCAUGUGCGACCACGGCGCCCUGGGAGGGCAUGCAUACUUCUGGAUCGACUAUCUCUGCAUAAACCAAGGGGAUGAGCUCGAGCGCGGCCAGCAGGUCGCCCUCAUGGGCCAGCUGUAUUGCCGCGCCUACCACACGGUCGUCUGGCUCGGACCCAGCACACCCGACACCCGCGGUGCGACCACGGCGAUGCACCUCAUCGCGGCGUGGAGACAUGGGGCAGCGCCUCACGAGCAGGCCGCCGCGCGGGACGCCAUUACGAGCGAUCAGUGGCGCGCACUGAGCAGGUGGAUGCUUCGGCCGUGGUGGACGCGCGUGUGGACGCUGCAGGAAUUCUUGCUACCUGAGAGGCUGGUCUUCCACUGCGGGCCCGAGAGCGUCACCAAGGCGACGUGGUCGCAGGCUGUGGGCAUGUUGUACGACUAUUCCGCGGUGGGAAUGCUGGAGCACAAGGCCUUUGGGAACCAAUGGGCGAGGAGAAGACUGCUGAACCACUAUGACAACAAGGUUUCGGGAGAAAAAAUGGGACUCGUAGCCAUGAUGGCUUAUGUGGGAUAUUACCAGGCGACAGACCAGAGGGAUCGGAUCUAUGCGCUGCUGGGUGUGUGCAGCGACCGAGAUCGAGAUGUGGUCGGGCAAGCAGACUACCACGCGAGUGUCGAGGAGGUGUAUACGCGGCUGGCGGUGAGGUUCAUACACGUGCAUCGGAGCCUCGAUAUUAUCUGCUUCGCGGCGCUGUUUAACAAAGUCCUCGAUGCCGAUGACGAUGAGGGUGGCGACGAAGAGCCAUUACCUUCCUGGAUUCCAGACUGGCGACGCUUUGCUUAUCGGGCUUCACGGCCGGUGCCCUCAAUGGUUAGCGAGCCGAGUCGACAGCACAUUGGCAAUUUUCGACCUACCGGUUUCCAACCAAAUCCAGACCUGAUCUACAUGGCCUCAGCAAACCUACCCGCGCAGUACUUGAUCUCAGAAGACCAGCGACGGCUGACCUGCCAAGGCCUCAUCAUUGACACCAUCGACGGGCUGGGGCCCGCUCAUCACCCUGCGCCCGAUGAUAAUGCUGACCCGAGCCUUCACCUGGUCCAAUCUACAUCUCGAAUAAACCUUCAAGAAGCAAAAACCCACUUGGCUCUCGACAGAGUCCUCUCUCAAGCCUCGUCCGACUCGGUCCUCGAGGCCCUCAUCCGCAGCCUCUCACUCAACCGAUCUGGCCGAUACCUCACCUCCGCAGCCCAAAUACCAUCGUACAUGCACGAAUUCCAGCACACUCUCGUGAACGUGAUGGGCGCUCGACCUCUCCCCACAGAGUGCGCGCCGGUGAUCGAGUGGUUUCUAGCAAACCAAGCUCUGCGCAUCCGAGGCGCCACGCUUAGAUAUCACUGUGAGGCAGCGACGCCACCACCGGCUGCAAAGACGAGGACGGCGGGGCGGAAGAAGCAUACCAUCUGGCGCGCGGCGGAGACGACGGUGGGGGAGUGGCCGUGGGAUUGUCGGCUGGUUGUCACGGCUGGAGGGGACCUGGGCAUGGUGCCGAGGCUGGCGAGGAAGGACGAUGUGGUUUGUGUGCUUAUUGGGUGCAGCGUCCCUGUCGUUCUCAGGCGGUCGGACUACGAUGAUGCUCUCUUCACCCUGAUCGGCGAGUGUUUCUUCCCUGGCAUUAUGGAGGGUGAGGCCCUUGACGAAGGGAGGGCGAUACGGGACUUUGUUCUGGUGUGA